AUGGCGCAGCAGACACUGGAAUAUCUAUCGCAAGACCAGGUGGAUUUGUUCUAUCGAGAUGGUUACAUCAAGAUACCGGGUUUCUUGUCGAAAGACGAAGCUGACUCGUUGCUAGCACGGUCAAAGCAAUUGUUGGACCAGUUUGACCCAGAGAACCACCCACUCACCAAGUUCACGACGUCAGACCACGACCACGUUGGAGACGAGUAUUUCCUCGAGUCUGGCGACAAGAUUCGCUACUUCUUGGAGGAAGAUGCCGUUGGUGCGGACGGACGACUCACGAGAGAUAAGACCAAGGCAAUUAACAAGAUUGGGCACGGGUUGCACCUUCUAGACUCCGUUUUUCGCAAAGUUACUCUAGAAAACGAGAAAUUGAGAUCGGUUGUGAAAGACCUUCGUUUUCAUCAUGAUCCUGUUGCACUCCAAUCCAUGGUUAUCUUUAAGCAGCCUGAAAUCGGUGGUGCAGUCCCUGAGCAUAACGAUUCAACGUUUUUGUAUACAUCUCCCCCCACCGCCCUGGGAUUUUGGAUACCCUUAGAACGCUGCACUCCAUCGAACGGGGCACUCUCGUUUCUGCCCGGCUCUCACCUCACUGCGCCGAUAACAAAGCGUUUUGUUCGGCUUGCUCGUGGCGGAACUGGAUUUGAAUCAGUCCUGACUCCAGAUUCACCCAAACCGGAUACUGUUUCUGAGAGGAAUUACAUUUUAGAACUCUGCGAACCAGGCGAGUACCUAGUCCUCAUCCACGGCAGUGUCUUGCACAAGUCCGAGAGAAACACGAGCUUUCGAACUCGAUACGCAUACACUUUCCAUAUGAUCGAUUCGCCUCCUUACGCUAAAUAUGAUGAGAAGAAUUGGCUCCAACCAACACAGUCAAUGCCCUUCCCAAAGGUACUUGACGCCCCGCUCAAAGACACGAUUUCCGCAACUGCAUCUUGA
Messenger RNA from Pisolithus orientalis, 939 nucleotides. Its product is annotated as phytanoyl-CoA dioxygenase. The record is from RefSeq and is a predicted model, not a curated record. The transcript has 11 exons. NCBI's taxonomy places the organism in Eukaryota, Fungi, Basidiomycota, Agaricomycetes, Boletales, Pisolithaceae. Bases 1 to 939 code for a protein of 312 amino acids.